This is a messenger RNA of Aureobasidium vineae, 1035 nucleotides long. The record is from the annotation of a GenBank genome assembly. NCBI's taxonomy places the organism in Eukaryota, Fungi, Ascomycota, Dothideomycetes, Dothideales, Saccotheciaceae.
AUGGCUCCAACAUCGACACAGGAUUUCGAUGCUACUGCAUCCGUACCGGCCCCUGUUGACAGGACGAGACUGGAAGCAGGCAUCUACGUUCCGACCGUAGCUUUCUUCAGGAACGACGAGGAAGUAGAUGUCGAAACGACGCGCAAGCAUGCCUUGAGAUUGGCUAGCAGUGGCAUAAAAGGCAUUGGUAAGAAUGACGAUGUCCUCAGAAGAGAAUGUAUGCUAAUCAUGGUCNNAGUUACACAUGGUUCCAACGGAGAAGCCGCACACCUUAGCCACGAGGAACGUAUUCUUAUCACGCAAACGACCAGGCAAGCUCUUGACGAUUCCGGCCAUGACGUAAGACUCAUCGUAGGCUGCGGAGCCCAGACAACGAGGGAAACCAUAAAGCUUUGCAGGGAUGCUGCGUCUGCUGGCGGUGACGCGGCUCUUGUACUGCCGCCAAGUUACUUUGCAUCGCUGCUGUCUUCAAAGCUUCUUCUUGACCACUAUCGGAAGGUUGCUGAUGCUUCGCCAAUACCACUCCUGAUCUACAACUUCCCCGCAGUACAAAGUGGUAUCGAUAUAACGUCGGAUCAGAUUAUCGAGCUGGCGCAGCAUCCCAAGAUUGUAGGCGUCAAGCUCACGUGCGGUAACACAGGCAAGCUGGCUCGGGUUGUGGCUGCUACUAAGGGUUCGGAUUUCCUAACUUUCGGAGGAUCUUCCGACUUUCUUUUGCAGACUCUGGCGGUCGGAGGUGCUGGUGUGAUAGCAGGACUGGGUAACCUCGCCCCCGCAACGAACGUGCGAGCGAUGGUGGCAUUUGAGGCUGGCGAGCUUGAGCAAGUACGGGAGAUACAAGCCGUCCUGGCUGAAGCGGACUGGAUCGCGAUUAAAGGCGGAUUCGUAGCUGUGAAGGUCGGGCUCAAUGAGCAGUGCGGUUACGGAGGAGAGCCAAGGUCGCCGUGUGCAAUGCCUGAGGCAGACGUGCAGUCAGACAUGAAGGCCGGCUUUUCUCGACUGUUCGAGCUUGAGCGCAAAUUCCAGAAGCUUUAG